Molecule: messenger RNA, 2304 nt
Organism: Zasmidium cellare ATCC 36951
Lineage: Eukaryota; Fungi; Ascomycota; Dothideomycetes; Mycosphaerellales; Mycosphaerellaceae
Exons: 2
Coding region: 1-2304 (767 amino acids)
Biological process (GO): DNA-templated transcription
Cellular component (GO): nucleus
Molecular function (GO): DNA-binding transcription factor activity, RNA polymerase II-specific; zinc ion binding; DNA binding
Source: RefSeq, a predicted model, not a curated record
AUGGCCCUCCCGUCCCACCACUCCUACCCUCCUCCGCCGCCGCUGAACAACCACCACGCGCCUAUCCAUAUGCCGUCCUUUCAGCAGCAGCAAAGCGCCACCCCAGCUCCUGCCGGGGGUGACUCCGCAACCGACCGCGCCAGAGCAUACAAGUCACGCAACAAGAGGCCAUGCGACUUUUGUCGUUACAAGAAAGCCGCCUGCCACUUGGAGAGUGCGCCUCCCUGCGAGUUGUGCAUUCGCUACAACAAGGAGUGUACGUUUGUGGAAUCGCCCGCGAAGCGCAGAAGACCCAACGAGCAGAACGGAGACGUACACAAAGAUGGGGUCUUCAAGCAUUCAAGCAGCAACAGUGUGGAUGCCACUCCAUUCGGAAACGGCGGCAUGGGAAGUAUGGACAUGCAGCAGGAUAUCAUGCCCUGGGAGAGCAACAUGACUCCGUUUCAGAUGCCCAGCAUGUCUCUCCAAGGCAGCAUGGCUCCAGACUUUCCGUUCGAUCCCCAGCUGUACCAAGAACCGGUCCAUUUCGACACCUUCGAGCCUAUGUCUGCUUCUACGACCGGCAAUGCGUUCCCCGAAUUUCACCACAACAAUCACAAUCGAUCGUCCAUAGACACGACAUCUCCACAAUCGCAAGACGCAGUCCUUCCCACGAACCUGCAGCUACCUUUCGAUUCGACCAGCGGCGAGCCAUCUCUGGAUCGCCAAAACUCCUCCAACGCGCAAAUGGUUGGGUUGAGUGGAGAGUCAGACCCAUACCUACUUUCCAAGUACCGAUUCGACGAAUACAACGAAGCUUCUUUCCAGUCAAUACGCAUGCGCAAGAUGAGCAGUGGUCCAGCCGACAACGACAGCAGUAUUCCAACCUUUUUCAUGAUCCAGCACAACGCCUUGGCCUCGAAAGCGCAGCCGCUGGACAGAUCUGAGACGAGCGAAAGAUGGCGACGAGAACUCGAGGACAUCGUGGGCGAUGACAUAGGGAAGCGUCUCAUUCGAUUGUUCUACAAGUAUGUACAGCCAUACUUCCCGAUUCUGAGUCGCGAAGGUGGUGAAAGAGAUGUAACUGGGGUCAAAGAGCCUCGAGAGGUGCCGCCGUGCGUCUUGGCUGCGAUAUACGGUCACGCUCUGCCCUUUUGUGCUUGGGAUGAGAAGCUGUGUGUGGAAGUGUACACUCCACCGUCCGCGGAUGCUCUCUUCAAGAUUGCGUGGCAGUCGUGUCAAUCGCUGCUUCACACACCAAAUAUCGCGGUGAUGCAGACUUUACUGCUCCUCGUGCAGCGGCGACCAACCAACAGGCAUGUGAGCGACACUCCAUUCAAAUGGGUCAUGAUGACCACGGCAGUCAGCAUUGCGCAAGCGCUAGGUCUUAACCGAGAUCCUACAGAUUGGCCGAUUCCUUCGUGGGAGAUCAAGCAGCGCAAGCGACUCGCCUGGGCGACGUUCAUUCAGGACAAGUGGUUGGCUCUCAACUUUGGACGAAGCAGUCACAUUCAGGCAGAUGACUGGGAUGUACCGCCAUUGACUGAAGAAGACUUCCCUGAGGCAGACCGCAAGGUUGAUGACUUUGGGGAAGGCAAGGCCGAUUUUACUGCACACCACUUCAUCAAGCUGUGUGAGCUUACAGUAAUUGUGGAUGAUAUCUUGAAAGAUCUCUUCAGCCUCAGGGCCACGCGGCAGCUGCACGCCAGUCUGGAGGCGACGCUUGAAGUUGCAAAGCCGUUGCGAAUUCGGCUGACCGAGUGGUAUCAGAUGCUACCAACCGGACUGCUUCCAAAUCAGCCCAACGGUACAUCCUCCAUUGGCUCGCCUGAUAGCGGUCGACGAAGGUCGAUGCAGCUUGAACUAGACGGAGGUGGCUCCCUGCAACUCGCAUACAUAACCGCCAAGAUCGAACUUUUCCGCGCAAUGCUGAGGCCUAGGGUCACGGAUGCCAAUGCUGCGGCUGUCACUGCGUUGCGGACUGGUGCACUAGCUGUCGCUAAGGAGAUUUCAGAGUUCUUGGAAAGCUUGAACGCACGAGAGUUGGAGGCCUUCUGGGCCAGCUAUUCCCGCACCAACUUCACGAUCGCAUCGUCCUUCAUGCUCCAACUCUUCGUCACCUCGCCGAUGGUGACCGAUGCGAAAGAGUGCCUCGCCCUGCUCAACGCCUGGCGAAGUCUACUCAGAAUCAAGAGCCGAAGCUGCGACCUACUGAACCUUGCCUUGCUUCGUCUGGACGCUGUGUUCGUUUCUGGCAUACAGAGUCUGAUAGAGUUGAGUCCUGCGGCGCAGCAGGCUUGUGCGGAAGCUGGGCAGGUGAAGUGA